AGUUAUAUCACGGUCAAAGAAUAAAGAUCAGUUCAUACAUUUCAUUUUUUCACCAUAUUAUUAUUUAUUUGAUAAUUUGUCAGUAUAAACUUUUGAAGUACCAAUCUGGUAUUAUUCUAAAAAUUUCAUUAAAUUAAUAUACCUAUUAAUUGUAUCUAUUGUUACACGAUAAACAAAAAUGAAAACCAAGAUUUCAAGUUUCUUGAAAAUGACAAGAAUUAUGCGACCAUAUUAUGUACGUACAGCCACCACAUCAUCUACUGGAGCAUUAUUGCCUGAACCACAAAAAAUUCCAUUUGGGCUAGUGGGUAUAAUUUUUACAGUUGUGCCAGGGUUAUUAAUUGGAGCCACCAUAAGUAAAUACAUGGCUAAUUUUCUAGAGGAAAAUGAAUUGUUCGUUCCAUCAGAUGACGACGACGAUGACGAUUAAUAAUAUUUGAUAUUAUUUACACUUUGGAUUUUUUCUCCAGAUGAUUGUUAUUCACAUUUUUACCUUGCUCUUCUGCAUUAAUGUUAUUAAACUAUUUGAUUGUGUUAACAACUACCCCCAAUAAAUUAUUUGUAGUUUUCAUUGAAGGUAUACAAUAUAAUAUAAUUUAGUGAGGUAUAAGCUACAACUUUUUUACUAUAAAUCUAGUCAUUUAAAUAUUUGUAUUAUUAAUUGUAUGUAAAAAAUGUUUGUGUUUUAUUAUUUUAGUGUGCCUAUGCCUAAGUAUACUAUCAUUACUUAAUGAAAAUUGAAGAAAGAAAAAUUAUAUUUAAGAUAAUUCUUAAUCAGUUUAUAUAAAUUAUAAUCUAUAUUCUAUCACAAAUCAGAAUUAGGUACUUUAAUAAUUUGUAUACAUUUUCUUAUUUCAAUAUUAAAUAUCUUUAGAGUUUAGAUUUUUAGUUAUAUGGUUAUAUAAAUCUUUUGUAAUAUCUUACAUUCUCAAUUUUAUUAUAUGAUAACAAUAUAAAAUACAUGCUUCUAUCAAUAUACAG
Molecule: messenger RNA, 981 nt
Organism: Metopolophium dirhodum (rose-grain aphid)
Lineage: Eukaryota; Metazoa; Arthropoda; Insecta; Hemiptera; Aphididae
Gene: EMRE
Product: essential MCU regulator, mitochondrial
Exons: 1
Coding region: 179-430 (83 amino acids)
Biological process (GO): calcium import into the mitochondrion; mitochondrial calcium ion homeostasis
Cellular component (GO): mitochondrial inner membrane; uniplex complex
Source: RefSeq, a predicted model, not a curated record